This is a messenger RNA of Microplitis mediator, 2517 nucleotides long. Its product is annotated as neprilysin-2-like. Gene Ontology annotation, cellular component: plasma membrane. Gene Ontology annotation, molecular function: metalloendopeptidase activity. The coding region runs from base 108 to 2249 and encodes 713 amino acids. NCBI's taxonomy places the organism in Eukaryota, Metazoa, Arthropoda, Insecta, Hymenoptera, Braconidae. The record is from RefSeq and is a predicted model, not a curated record. The transcript has 7 exons. Gene Ontology annotation, biological process: protein processing.
GGAAAAAUAAUAUUACGAAUCAGUGCUCUGAUACAUUAAAACCGUUGUCUUUUGCGAUCGCAAGUAUUAUCAUAAUUUAUUUUUAAGCUUUUGCGAAUGUUUUAAAAAUGAAAAAGUUAUGGGUUGCCUCACUUGCAAUAUGUAUUUCAAUGAUAACAGCCGAAAAUUUGACACAUUGUACGACUCGAGAAUGUGUAAAGGAUAAUUUGGAAUUCGAGCUAGCUUUACUGUAUAAUAUGAACCAGAGCGUCAAUCCCUGUGAUAACUUUUAUGAAUUCGCUUGCGGUAAUUUUGAUAACGUUCCUAAUGAUUAUGUACGAACUGUACACCAUGAUUUUAGUUACCCAGUGGACUCUAUAACUCAAAAAGUAUAUUAUUUAAUAACAAGUGAUCAAUUGGAUUCACCCACGCAAUUUAAAUUCCUGAGAAACUUCAUGACUUCUUGUGAAAAUUUCAGGUUCAAUAUCAAUAUUCAAAAUUUUAGCAUCGAAAAAGACAAAUUGGAUGAUUUAACUGAAGUGAUUUCUAAACUGGGCGAGUGGCCUGUUGUAAAAGGCCCCAAAUGGAACAGAACUGACUUCAAUUGGGUUGAUUUUGAAUACGAAGCAGGCGAACUCGGGGCCGGUACAAAUAAUUAUCUUGCUCUCAAGAUUCAUCUAGAAAAAGGAGGUAUGCUCUGUUAUUUGGAUUCACCAAAAUUUGAAUUUUUAUAUAAAGAUAUAGAAAAUCAAUGGAAUAAUUCUAUGAUCAAUGCUUAUUAUAAAUAUAUGGUCGAUGUUGCUAAACUUCUUGGCGCCAAUGAAACACAAGCGAAAGUGGAACUCAUGGAAUCACUGGAAUUUGAAUUGAAACUCAUCAAUAUAAGCACUAACAAUAACAUAUCAUCAAAUAAUACUAUUAACAAUAGCAGAAUGUCGCUAAAGGAAAUUAAAGAAAAGUGGCCAGGCAUACAAUGGGAGGAAUUGUUUGCUAUGCCGAACAAAACGCAAACGCCACCUAACUUCACAAAUGAAUCGAUAAUUUUUAUAAAAAAUUAUCAUUAUAUAACUAAAUUAGAAAAAUUAAUGAAUGAAACUCCUAAAAGAGUGCAAGUGAAUUACGUCGUAUGGAAGACAAUUCAAUUAUUAAUCCCCUAUGUCGACUCUACAACUCUCCAUAAACUUCGACAAACUUAUUCUCAGAUUAAAAACCCAUCAAAUGUCUCUAAUAAUGAGCCGUGUUUCUAUCAACUUUACAAUUUAUUGCCAAAUCAAAUGAUCUACUAUUAUUUACGCCGUUACCCGGUCAACGAACGAGCCCAGCAAAGUGUAACUAAUCAGUUCAUUGAAAAUAUAAAAAAAAAAUUUUUAGAUACUCUGAAUAACACCAAUUGGUUGGAUGAUAAAACCAAAGAUGUGCUAAAGACCGAAAUAAAUUCGUUAAAAUUUAUCGUUGGUUAUUCUGUCGAACUUUUCGAUGAUAAAAAAUUGGAUGAAUAUUUUCAAGGCCUGGAAAUCACUCCUGACAAUUUUUUAAAAAAUUAUUUGAACAUAAAAUCAUUCGUUAAUAAAAAAAAUAUCGAAAUAUUAGUAAGUUCUAAGAAUUCAUUUGAUUGGAUGAAGAUUACUGGAGUAACCAAUUUGUGGAAAGAGAGUGCUUUCAAUUUCCAAUAUUCUAAUGCUAUUGUUUUAGGGAUCGAAUAUCUGAGAAAUUUAUUCUUCAGUAUUAAUCGUCCAGAUUACACCAACUUUGGCUCAAUUGGGACCAUUAUUGGGCACGAGAUAGGGCAUACUAUCCAUGUUUCUUACGACGCUGUUAAUAAGUUCGGGAUAAAAGACAACGGGUGGAGUGCAUCGGCAGAUAAAAAAUUCAGCGAAAUAGAAGAGUGCUUAAUUGAGCAAUACUCGAAUUAUUCUUAUAAAGAUACUGAAAAAAAACUUAACGGUUCAUUCUAUUUGAACGAAAAUAUUGCCGACCAUAUUGGUAUACAAGUCGCUUAUUCUGCAUAUCAAGAUUGGGUCAAAAAGCAUGGACCCGUAGCAAAUUAUCCUAGCUUGCCUUAUAAUUCAAAUCAAUUGUUUUGGCUAUCGUACGCCAACACCUACUGCAAAUCAAAGUCAUCAUUGCACGAUGUGGAUUUUACGGAUCCCCAUGCUCCAUCGGAUUUACGUGUUAUUGGACCGCUUUCAAGCAGCCCAGAUUUUUCGAAAGAUUUCAAUUGUCCCUUAGGCUCUAACAUGAAUCCAGUUAAAAAAUGUAGCGUGUUUUAGGAAAAAUUAUCAAAAUUUUUUUGUAUUAUUACAAAUUGCUGAUAAAAUGAAUGAAAUAUUAAACAGAUGUAAAAGACAAAUAUUUUACUUUUCGAAAGGAAAUAAAAUAAACCAAUAAUAGAGGAGGGUGGGGCAAGAAGGCCCUCCUCCAAAAAAUAAUCAAUUUUUUUUUAAAUUGUUUUCGACGUUAAAAAUGUAUUUCUUUCUCUUGACAAUUAUUGUUACUUUUAUGCCACUCAAAAAAAUUUUUUAAGCUGUAAUAAAUCGU